Molecule: messenger RNA, 2518 nt
Organism: Polistes dominula (European paper wasp)
Lineage: Eukaryota; Metazoa; Arthropoda; Insecta; Hymenoptera; Vespidae
Product: Tetraspan membrane protein in hair cell stereocilia
Cellular component (GO): membrane
Source: RefSeq, a predicted model, not a curated record
CGUUCAUGAUUUAUUUGUCAUUGCUAGUUUAACUUCCAUUUUGACAUUUAGUCGUUAUUGUUUCGUUUGUUCGUUCGUUCGUUCAUACGAGUUGAAACGAGAUUGAUACGUUCUCGUAAAUAUAAUCUCACAUUUACAUUCGACUCUGUGGGAGAAACAACACGCGAAGAAAAAGUCAUAAAUAAAAGGGUUGAUAUUUUCUUUUUCUUUUUGAUCUUCUUUUUUAUUUCUUCUCUUUCUCUUAUUUUUGUUAUUCUCAUUCUUUUUUUUUUUUAGAAACGCGUGUGUUCUUCGAACUAUACACGUUAGAUCACACGCAUUCGUAUAUAUGUACAUCGUACGUACAUGUGUGUAUAAAAUAUAUAAAAAGAUACGUAUACGAGAGCACGCGUUAAGUUAUAAUUAGCUUUGAGCGUGUUUCUCAUCUUCUUUCUAGAAGAAGAGAGUGAAAAGGAGAGGAGAGGAGAGAGAGAGAGAGAGAGAGAGAGAGAGAGAGAUAGACAGACAAAGCUUCUUCGACUGGGAAGCUCUUAUUUUGACUUUCAACGUCAUCGAAACAAGCCGGCCGUUCGGUAGUCCCUAUUCUAUAUAUAUGAACUUGAUAUUACUCGAGGAAGUAAACCCGAGGAAGUGAUAAAAGAUCACGGAAAUGUGAUAAACGAAUCAAACAAUUUCUUAUUGAUCUUUAGUGGUCCUCGAUCGUUCGAUUUUGCUUAGUUGUCGUUGUAACAUUUCUCAAUUUCGAGUUUUUCAAAAGAAUACGAAAAAAGUGAAGAAGAAAAGGAAGAAGUGAUAAUGAUAAUAAUAAUAACAACUGCGAUAAAAUUUAUAUCGAUCAAAUAAAUAAAAAAUUUUCUACCUGAAAUUUUGUUGAUUGGCGGAAAUUACAUCGGCAAGGAUUUUUAUGGAUAAAAAGAAAGUCGAGGGAAUACGGACGAGUUUCGAUUUUCGAGCUUCCGACGUUCGUCUCAGCGCUGGGACCUCGUGAAACGACGUGAAAGGGUAGUGCGAAUGAGGCGAACGCUUUCAAACCGAUGAGAUGACAGUGCUGUGCGUGCUGUGGGCUACUCUGUCCACCGUGGCAUCGAUCCUAGCGUGUUCUGGCUUUUAUUUGCCUUAUUGGAUACAGGGACGACUACUGGGAAAGGCCGACGCGUACUUCAGUUCCUUUCGACGUUGCAACUAUCCACGAAUCAGAGCACCUAACGCUACACCUGAGAUAGUUUACCAGUGUGCACGGUACUCUAGUUUCUGGGAUAUACCAAGUGCAUGGUGGCAAGCAAGUACAGUAACGAUGGGGAUCGGUGUAUCGAUCGCAGUGAUCGGUGCUUUGACUCUUCUAGCAGCUGCAUCUUCUUUUCUACCACAUAUUCUAAGGACUCCGAAGCAUACGAGGCUUCUUGGUUCUAUUCAUUUCAUAGCCGCUGCAAUGAUAUGUGGUGGUUUGGUGAUGUACCCCAUUGGAUGGGACAAUCAAGAAGUACGUGAGUCCUGUGGUAAAGCUGCGAACGUGUACAAUCUCGGAAAGAGAGAAACACAUUUAUCUUCUAAGAAGGUGAAAAAGUGGGAGAGUGGGGCGGCGGGAAGAAGAAGGAGGGGAGAUUUGUUGGAGUGGAAAAGGAAAAGAAGAAGGUGUGAGGAAGAGAAGGUUUAACGAAUUACAAUACCGACGAGUAAAAACGCCGAAGCUGCUCAACGAGCGAGUUAUUUUCCUUCUCCUUCUAUUAUUUUCUAUCUACGUGUGUGCAUGUAUGUGUGGUGUAUGUGUUCGUGUGUGUAUGCUCGUGUUUGUUUAGUCCGAUCGAUCAAUUGCUCAAAAAUCCUAAAGACUCUCUCUCGUUCAUUAUGGAUUCGCCAACUUAGGGAUUAUCACGAAGAGAUAGUUUCUUUAACCGUUUGAGUGCCACGGGCUUUUCUCAUUUCCUGAUCGAAACUUGCCAAGCGGCGCGAUAGCGCUUGUUAUAUUCCGUGUCGAAAUUUGCCAAGCGGCGCGAUAGCGCUUGUUAUAUUCCGCGUCGAAAUUUGCCAAGCGGCGCGAUUGCGCUUGUUAUAUUAUAUUUUUAUUAUUUUUUAUAUUAUUUUUUUGUUAUUGUAAUAUUUCGCGCCUGCUGUAAUUAUGGGCUUCGCAGCUCAGAGCGCUGCAGUUUUCAAGACAGGACAGAAGAAGCGCGAUCGCGCCGCUUGGCACUCAAACGGUUAAGGAUCAGAAUAAAGGAUACGCGUGUGAAUCCUUUUCAAGGCUAAUCUGUAUUACAAAGAAAAAAGAAAAAAGAAGAAGAAGAAGAAGGAGUAGAGACAAAAGAAGAAGAAUAAAAAAGAGCGAUUGAAAGAACAUCGAGGAUAAUAGCUCGAUAUGAAUAAAAAUUGAGGUUGAACUUUGUCAGCACUUGCUAAAAUCGUAGUUAAACUUGUAAAGAGGUGAUUUUUCUUGUAAAAAGAACAAAAGCAAUGUCGAAAUUAAAAUUUAAAUUGUACAACGUCGUAUAUUUCCUCAAUAAUAGGAGUAUACAAUUAUUUA